This is a messenger RNA of Siniperca chuatsi (mandarin fish), 5003 nucleotides long. It is a transcript of the gene ano11, whose product is annotated as anoctamin 11. NCBI's taxonomy places the organism in Eukaryota, Metazoa, Chordata, Actinopteri, Centrarchiformes, Sinipercidae. The transcript is spliced from 23 exons. Gene Ontology annotation, biological process: chloride transmembrane transport. Gene Ontology annotation, cellular component: plasma membrane. Gene Ontology annotation, molecular function: protein dimerization activity; chloride channel activity. Bases 12 to 2768 code for a protein of 918 amino acids. The record is from RefSeq and is a predicted model, not a curated record.
UCCUCAUCGUCAUGUUGAGGAAGGGCUCAGAGCUGCUGAAGGGAGACAGAGAGGUCCUCCUGGAUCUGGACUAUGGGGGUGAAGCACAAACCACAGACAGCUAUGGGAGUCUGCGGAACGGGAGCUUCAUCCCGCCAAGAUAUCUUUCAGCCGCAGCUGCUGACGAAGAUAUGGAUGGUGAUGAUCCCAUUUAUAUUCACUGUGAUACAAGAAGUAACCAGCCAGUUCCGCAGCUGGGGAAUUACUUUAGAGAUGGAAGAACCAAGAUCGACUUUGUACUGGUGUGGGAAAUUCGCUCGCGGAGGAAACGGCGAGGGAAGGGGAAGAUCGAGGCGACCGGCGAGGAAGGGGAAGCCGUGCCCACUGUGGAGAACAGCAGGUCUGAACGAAGGAAGGCACAGCUGGCACAGUGGAGGGAGAAGUUUGUUCAGAAUCUGGAGAGUGCUGGAUUGCUCAUGGAAAAGGAGGAAACAGCAAAUGAAAAGAAAACAAUACAUUUUCUGAAACUUAGCGCUCCUUGGGAUGUGUUGGUGUAUUAUGCUGAGGAGCUCUGUGUGAGAGCUCCACUGCAGGCACAGCCAAAUCUGGACUUAAACACAUCUGCUCGGGUACUGAGUAGACUUUGCAUACCUAAUGUAAUGAUGGAGUCAGUGCCAAACAGGCCGCUGGACUAUUACACAUGUGCCUUUCGCAAGUCAAAGAUGAACAGGUUCCUUGGCUGUGACGACCAUGAAACCUACUUCACUAAUACACAGAGACACCGUGUUGUAUAUGAGAUUCUUGCCAGGACGGUGUACGGCAAAAGGAAGAGGGCAGAGGUUGGUGUGGACAGACUGUUAAAUGAAGGGGUGUACACAGCAGGUUUCCCCCUGCACGAGGGCCCCUUUCAGCUUCCGAGGUAUGAGAUUCGUCCCGACGAGCUGAACCAGAGGCAGAUUCUUUACCACUACUGGGCCCGCUGGUGCAAAUGGUACAAGUACCAACCACUGGACCACAUCAGGGACUACUUUGGAGAGAAGAUUGCUCUCUACUUUGCCUGGCUGGGUUUCUACACAGCCUGGCUGCUACCAGCGGCUGUAGUCGGAACCCUGGUCUUUGUGUCUGGAGUUAUGUCCAUGAGUACCAACACACCAGCCAAGGAAAUCUGUAACAGCGGAGCUAGUUAUCUGAUGUGUCCUCUCUGUAAUACAUGCAAGGCCUGGAACAUGUCUGAUAUCUGCACCAUGGCCAAGUUGGGUUACUUAUUUGACCACCCAGGUACUGUCCUCUUCAGUGUGUUCAUGUCUUUCUGGGCCGUAACCUUCCUGGAGUACUGGAAGCGAAAGAUGGCCACCCUGGCCCAUCACUGGGACUGCAUGGACUUCCAUGAAGAAGAGGAGCGUCCUCGUCCAGAGUUUGCUGCCAUGGCCCCAACUAUGGAGCAAAACCCAGUGACUGGGGUCAAAGAGCCCUAUUUUCCAGAGAAGACCAGGUUGACACGCAUGUUCACUGGCUCCAUGGUCAUCAUUAUGAUGCUGUGUGUGGUGAUGAUCUUCCUGGUGACGGUGGUCAUGUGCCGUGGUAUCAUCAGCGUGAUGAUGUUCCAUACUGGGAGCCCCGUCCUGCGUACAGAGGCAGGGACCAUAGCCAACAUCUCCAGCAGUAUUGUGAAUCUGGGCCUCAUCCUGUUGAUGGGCCGGGUCUACACUGCAUUAGCUGAGAAGCUCACUAAAUGGGAGAUGCACAGAACACAAACCCAGUAUGACAAUGCCUUCAUCUUCAAGGUGUUCAUCUUCCAGUUUGUCAAUUUCUACUCGUCCCCCUUCUAUGUGGCUUUCUUUAAAGGAAGGUUUGUGGGUUACCCCACCAACUAUGGGACCUUGUUUGGGAUGAGAAAUGAAGAUUGUGGUCCUGGGGGUUGCCUCAUUGAACUGGCUGAACAACUCUUUAUCAUCAUGGUGGGAAAGCAACUCAUCAACAAUAUUCAGGAGUUCGUUAUCCCUAAAGUGAAGGCCUGGCGCCAGAAGAGAACUUUGGCCAAGGUGCUGGGGGAUAAGGCAUCACAUGAGCCUCUGCGAUGGGAGGAAGACUACCAGCUGGUGGAGUGUGAAGGCCUGUUCGAAGAGUACCUGGAGAUGGUGCUCCAGUUUGGGUUCAUCACCAUCUUCGUGGCAGCGUUCCCCCUCGCUCCGCUCUUCGCCCUCCUCAACAACUGGGUGGAAAUUCGUCUGGACGCCCACAAGUUUGUGUGCGAGUACCGCCGACCGGUGGCUGAGCGCGCCCAGAACAUCGGAGUCUGGUUCAACAUACUGGAAGCCCUGUCACACCUGUCCGUCAUCGCCAAUGCUUUCCUAAUAGCCUUCACAUCCGAUUUCUUACCUCGCCUGCUGUACCAGUACAAGUUCGAUAAUGAUCUCAAUGGAUACGUCAACUUCACCUUGGCUUACGCCCCACUUAACUACACUGAACAUCCUAUGUGCAGAUAUAAGGCAUACAGAGACAACAAUGGAAACUACACUCUGUUCUACUGGGAACUUCUUGCUGUCAGACUUGGUUUUAUCAUUGCUUUUGAGCAUGUGGUGUUCUUCGUGCUGCGAGCCAUCGACUGGAUCGUACCUGAUGUCCCCGAAUCCCUGGAGCUGAAGAUCAAGAGGGAGCGCUACCUGGCCAAGCAGGCUCUGGCCGAGAAUCAGGAGGCUCUGUUGGUGAGUCGAGGCCAAGGGGCGGCCCUUGCCACCCCAGACACCUCCAGCCCAGCAAGUGACGCGUCCUUUGGAAACAUGAGUUAGGACUCCAGUGUGGAAAACGAGUGGUUUGAGGGGAGAACAGGAGUGAUAUUGGAAGAAUAAAAGAUACUUCUGGGAUAACAUGAGUGAACUUUUUCCCUGAGUGGAAUGCUGUCUUUGCACUGGGAUUUUGUUUUCAUUUUACUAAUGUGCAUACUGCUGCACAGACAUUAUGAUAAGCAGGUGUGUAAUGGAGGCUAAACUUACCCAAAACUCAGUUUACCCACCUUUUCAUUUGGAGAACACAGUUCCUCAACAUUUUGAGGCUGACGCACUGAAAGUCUAUGACUUAUAUUCAUAUUAGGCCCAUACAAUUGACAUCUUCACAUGUUCAAAAAUCUGUUCUCAAUCCGAAAAGGAUCCGAGACUUUCUUAUCCAAACUGGAUACCAGCGGACCAUAAGGAAAUGGAACAAAAACACCCCGAAAAAUGUGAUUAAUAUAGUUUGGUGAUGCGCAGCCCCCAAUUUACUUUAAGCCUGCUCCCAGUUUUUGCUUCUGUUAAACUACUCCGCUCUGAAACCAGUUAGAAAAAAAGUUUAAAAUCAAAACCUCCAUUGCCUGAUGUUUCUCUGUUGGAUCAAGUGCAUUUAUUAUUUUUUUUUGUGUGUUGGCAGAAAUGUAAAACUAGUACGUAAAUAUAUAUAAAAAUGAAUAGUGAAAUGUAUUGGGGCCGGCUAGUUUGGGGUAAAACUCAACAGCCUCCUGGCCAAAAUGCAACACUCUCAAAGUAACAGGCACAGUAUCUACCAUAAUGAAGCCACAUCCAUGCCAGUAAUUAGUUGCGUUUCAAGUGACUGAAGUUGCAGCAUGAUUUGUUAAUGCUAUCAGACCGUUUUCAGGUUCUCUUGGGUCCAGUUAGAAUUUCACACAGUCCUGACACCUGCAGCAGUGUGCGUCAGAUCCAAGAGUAGAAAGUGUGGACCCAAGACCCAAUAGUAUUAAAUUGAUGUUAUAUGUUUUUAAUGACAUUAAAGUGUAACUUAAUCCCUUCUGAAAAUCUUUUUUUUUGCUGACCUCCAGUGGUUUAAGUUCUCACCUUGAUGCAGUGAUGAACAGAUGACCUGGGUGUGGUUGCAGCUGCACACACAACCACACCCAUCAGUGAAGCUGGGUGUGGUCAGAGGCAAAACUUUAAACCACAGAGGGCAGUGAAACACUGCUGUUCUGCCUGCUGUUAAGUUACUCUUUAAAGGGGCACUGCAGCACUGUGCGCUGCCAACAAUGAGCAGAAGCAGAAGAUUAUGCUUUUUAAAAACUGAUAACAAUCUGCAGCUUAAAUUAAUUCACUCUAGGUCACUUGUGUCUAAAUUUGGCAACUGUUGCCUAUAUUUAUAGCCAUCCGCCAAAUUAAUAUAAUUAAAACUGAUGGCUAUAACACAAACCUACAGUAUCCUUACAUUGUCCAGAGCAAACUUGUUUUUCUAUGUUGAGGAACAUUGAGGAUAUUAUUAAAACAAAUAUUUGACAUGCAGUGGGGAAAAAUCCAUCUGGAACCAGCAACUUCUCCCACUUCGCAACUUGUUUAGACUCUCCCUGCCUGGUAAAUACCUGUCUUUCAAACUCCAUACCCCAAGUUUGUAACGCAAGCUUUCUGCCAAACAUUUGUAGUCUUCAAACCCAAGCGGAGAUAACCCCGAUGACAUUAUUUUCUCAGACUUUUCUCAGACUUGACAAAGUCCCUGCAGUGCAACACAUGACAUUAAACACCAUAGACUGUGUAGUCCUCUCCAUAAUGAGUAAACUGAUCCUUACGUGUAAAAUCAGUGGUGUGCACCUCCAAUUUGAGCUUACAUUGUGGCUGUUUUCUUUAUGAUGACAUCUGACUUGACAUAGUGCACCUACCUUUAGCCACUAGCUGAGAUGGCAAAGAACCAACAGUCUUUUUUUCCAGUUAAUUUUUAAAGGCUUUGAUUGAGAGCUGUUAUUAUUACACAGAUUAUCUGUAUUAUCAUACACUAUGAUGAAGAACAUCUGCAAACAUCUACACCCUGGUCUGCAAUGUAUGUGUGCAUACACAUAUACUGUAUAUGUUUACUGUCAAUGGAUGCUGAGCAUGUCCGUCUUUUCUACUUGAAUGAUCUGCAGAGUUUCAUAUGGAAGAUUUCUGAGAACUGCUACUGUACGAUACUAUAAACAGGAGUGAAACAGUACCUCGAUAUAGGACAUAUUUUGUGUGUGAGCUGUUUUGCAUUUAAGGCCUUUUAGACCAAAAUAAAUGUAGUUUGAUGAAUGCAAA